AUGAAGGCUGGAGCAGCAACCCUGGCAGCGGGGAUCCUGGGGGGCACCGGGGUGCUGCUCUUCCUCCUCGCCUUUGGGACGGAUUAUUGGCUCCUGGCCACGGACACCUGCGGGCUCCUGCAGCAUGGGAACAGCACCCUGAGCACCGGGGGGGCAGAAACUCCAGCAGAGGCUGGGAAGGAGAUCCUGACGUUCCACCACGAGGGUUUCUUCUGGAGGUGCUGGUUCUUUGGUGAGGGCCACCCCGAGACCAUCUGGAGCUUCUGGUACACCAGCCAAGCACACCCCAAGUUCUGCAUGCAUGGCUACCUGUUCCCCAUGCCCAUUGCUGUGGGACCUUUCCCCCAUCCCUCCUAUGACACAACUGCAGUGUACAGAGGAUUUUGGACGGCGUUCAUCCUGCUGGCCGUGGCUGCUGGGCUCGUGGGGGGGCUCCUGCUGGUGUGUGGGGUCCCCUUCCACAGCCCCAACUCCUACAAAGUUGGGGGAGGAUUCCUGCUGCUCUCAGGAGGUUUGUUUCUCCUGCUGGUGUUUCUGUUUGUGAUGUGGAAGGAGUUUGCAGCUGACUUUCAGAAGUACAUCCUGCUGGAGAGGAGUGAGAGGUGCCUGGACGAUGUCCCUGUGCACGUUUACUACGGGUGGUCCUUCAUGCUCGCCGCCGCCGGCGUGCCCCUGGUGCUGCUCUCUGGACUCCUCUUCUUCCUGGUGGGCAGAGACAUUAAGGAUUCCCUGCAGUAAAGAGGAACGUGGAGAAGGCCUUGAGAAAAUUGGUGAUGCUCCUUGUAAAGAAACACACCCAGGUUUUGAGGGCUUGAUGGGUUUUGUAGCGCUAAUUGUCGGGGUGGGUUACACUCGCUCUCGUGGGGAGG
This is a messenger RNA of Catharus ustulatus (Swainson's thrush), 869 nucleotides long. Its product is annotated as transmembrane protein 182-like. The record is from RefSeq and is a predicted model, not a curated record. Lineage: Eukaryota; Metazoa; Chordata; Aves; Passeriformes; Turdidae. The transcript is spliced from 5 exons. Gene Ontology annotation, cellular component: membrane. The coding region runs from base 1 to 738 and encodes 245 amino acids.